Molecule: messenger RNA, 1988 nt
Organism: Myotis davidii
Lineage: Eukaryota; Metazoa; Chordata; Mammalia; Chiroptera; Vespertilionidae
Gene: PPY
Product: pancreatic polypeptide
Exons: 4
Coding region: 762-1052 (96 amino acids)
Biological process (GO): feeding behavior; neuropeptide signaling pathway
Cellular component (GO): extracellular region
Molecular function (GO): neuropeptide hormone activity; neuropeptide Y receptor binding
Source: RefSeq, a predicted model, not a curated record
GGGACUCAGUGAGGUGAUUGAACUGGGAGCACUCUGGAAAAUGCAAGGCUUCACAAAUGAUGCUGAUUUUUAUCACUCAGCCCCUGGAAUGCAGCUCUGAGGUGGCUCCAGAAACUGACACCCCAGUUCUCCUGACCCCAGGAACAUCGUUCUAAUUUGCAUCCUUCCCACCAGCCAGAGGGAGGGUUUCUCCAUACCCGGGCCCCCACUCCUUUUCAUAUUUCCUCGUUACCUGAGGCACCACCCCAUUCCCACCUUGUUAUAAGAACAGACUGGUAAGAAAGUCCCGAGUCUCACCCCUCACCCCUGGUCUCAGUGCCCCAGCCUCAAUCUUCUGCCCUGAAAGAAUUCUAUUGAUGCUUGGGGCCAAUCCUUGGGAAGGGGUGCUGCCACCAGGACCUUUCAUUCACCCUGAGGUCCCAGAACCCCGUCCUCCUUGGACCAAGCCUGCUCUUGGUGCCCAAUGGCAGAUGGGGGCCCACAGGAGACUCACUGUAGUGCCCUUCUACCCGGUACACUGCUAAGUCUGGCCUCACAGCACUGCCCUGUCCCGCCCUGUCCUGGCCCAGUGAGCUGGCUGGCAUUGCAGGGACCAGGGUGACCAUGGGGAGGAGGGUGUGAGGGCUGGGGAGGGAGAGGGCUGACAGGAGGCAGGGCCUCUGGGGGCUGAGGACUAUAAAGGGGCCAGGAGGAGAGCAGGGGACGAUCCAGCCUGAGGCAGGCACCUGCUUGGUCCAGGACUCACUUGCUCAGGACUCAGCAUGGCUGCUGCACGCCGCUGCCUCUCCCUGCUGUUCCUGUCCACGUGUGUGGCUCUGUUGCUGCAGCCGCUGCUGGGUGCCUCCGGGGCCCCGCUGGAGCCAGUGUAUCCAGGGGACGACGCCACACCAGAGCAGUUGGCCCAGUAUGCGGCUGAGCUCCGCAGAUACAUCAACAUGCUGACCAGGCCCAGAUACGGGAAAAGAGACCAAGAAGAAACACCGUGGAACUUCUUGGAGUGGGGAGCCCCCAACAAAGUUGCCCCCAGGGAGCUCAGCCAGAUGGACGUGUAAGCCACCCUCGCCUCCUCCGCCUCCAAGGGCAGUGCCUGCCCAGGUCUCUCCUCCACACCCGUGGCUCUGGCCAAAGCUUGCUCCCCACUCCCACAGGCUGAAUAAAGCAAAUCAAAGACAUUGCCUCUCUCUGCGUGUCUCUGUGGACCUGGUGCAUCAGGAGUAGCCAAAGGCAGGAGAGAAAGGGGGAGGGGACGGAGGGGAAGGGCAAGAGGGUGUUAGGAAUGGACAGACCAUCUAUGGGGCCAUCAGAGCCAUGGAGCUCAGCUCCACUUCACGGAGGGCAAGUGUGGCCCAAGGGAGGCAGCGACUCCCCCAGGGUCACUCAGCGAGUCAGUGAAGUGGCGCUGGAGCCGGAAUCUUCCAUUUCAGCACCUAUAGACCCUCCUGAUCAUUGGCCCAAUAACAGCCCAGUGCCCAAGUGGACCCCCUCCCAUUCUUCCCUAUAGUUUAGUGUCCUUGGCAUGGGGGCAGCGUGACAGCCCAGCCCAGAGGAGUGACCGGAGCAAAGGCAGCCACUGGCUGCAGGAUGGCACCAGAGCUGCCCUCCUCCGGGCCGGGCACUGAGCACGGUCCGUGGGAGCACGUGAGGGGAUACGAGGCUCAGCAGAAGCCUGGCCCACGAGGGGGACUGUGAAGGGUCUGGGGAUGGUGUCAUGUGCAGAUUGUGGGGAAAGGAGCCUACUGUGUGCCAGGGCUACCUAACCUCACAGCAAGUCUGCGAGGAUGAUAACUGUUAUCCUCACCCUCCAGAGGGGAAAGCAAGGCCGGGAGAAGUGCCGCAGUGUGUCCGAGGUCCUGCCCCAGGCCGCAUUCUAAUAGAGGGUCUAGCAUCAGCGUUAGAGUCAGAUGAGCCUGUGUUCAAACAGGAAAUCUGCCACUUGCUGUCUGUGUGCUUUGGGGCAGGGAUAUAACCUCUCUGAGCCUCAGACUCUG